AUGAUUCAAGAUAUUCGAGCUAGAUCAAUUAACAAACGAGACAUAGUGGCAAAACUAUUGCUCAAUUCGCAAGCGGUACAGGAUAUGCUACAACAACAGGGUAAUCCACUCAUGGCCGAGGGUCUGGAGAAAUUGGACCUUGUUUUGCACGAUUUAGAGACCAAAGUGAACAACACCGACCCGAACGAUGAACAGGGUCAGUUGACGCUCAAGGGCUUGGAAGAUCUAGUGAUUAUUGCCGAGGGUGAUCUUAAUGCCGAGAUAAGCGACAGCACGGGUGAAAUAAGUGAUACCCACGUGAACGAUACAGAAACUGAACAGGCUAAAAAGAGACUACGCGAUAAAGUAGCUGAAUUAUUAUUGAGCUCCAAGACUGCCCAGGAUCUCUUAAGCAAAUUGGACAAAAAGCAUUUGGCCAAAGGUUUAAAAAUGUUGGACAGCCUAUUGAAUGGCACCUAUACAGAGGUGAGCAAAGCGGACCCCCAGUCUGAUGCGGGAAAGUCAAUGUUACAGGGGUUGGAGAUCAUGAUUGAACAUACUGAAAUAGAUCUAAAUGCCGAGAUUAAAUUGAUUGAAGGCGAAAUACGCGAUGGUAAUAAUAGCUACGAUAUACCGGUCAUAAUUGACCAAGCCGAGUUAAUGAUAGACAGGGCUAAUAAGCUUUCUGAUGAGUUGGAUUCAAAAGGUCGGGCGGUUGAGGCCAAGAGUAUGGCUGUGUUAGUCAGUGGUGUUAAGACAUUGUUGAAAAAGGUACAAGAUUAUAAUCCGUAUACUGGAGUGGGCCGGUUGGUUCAAAAAGCGAUAGAGAGCAGUCCUAUUGAGCGCCCGGAGUCGGAGUCAACGCUGAGCAAAGAGGAGCUGAUCCUGAAAUUGGCUGAACUAUUGCUGAACUCAAAGACAGUUCAGGACUUCCUUAAGAAAGAGGGGAAACCCCUGUUGGCCAAGGUUCAGGACUUCCUUAAGAAAGAGGGGAAACCCCUGUUGGCCAAGGGUUUGGAGAAACUCGAUGUUGUGCUCCACGAGUUGGACGAGAAGGUGCAUAAGGCUGACCCCAAGACCAAGAUCGGUCAACUGGCCCUUCAGGAGCUCGAGAAACUGAUCGCAAAGACCGAGAAGGAGUUGGAGGCCGAGAUCAAGAAGAUCGAGGAUGAAAUUCACAAAAAGCCACCCACGUCGUUUGCCGGAUUGAGCAAGGAGGAAUUGCUGCUCAAAUUGGCCGAAAUGUUGCUCAACUCAAAGACCGUUCAGGACUUCCUUAAAAAAGAGGGUAAACCACUGUUGGCUAAGGGUUUGGAGAAGUUGGACACACUAUUGCACGACUUGGACGAUAAGGUACACAUAGCUGAUCCCAAGACCAAGAUUGGAAAGUUGGCUCUCGAAGGCCUGGAGAAACUCAUCUCUAAGGCAGAGGUAGACCUGGAGGCUGAGAUCAAGAAGAUCGAGGAUGAAAUACACAAAAAGCCACCCACAUUGAAAUUGACCAUGGGAUUGAGCAAGGAGGAAUUGUUGCUCAAAUUAGCUGAAAUGCUGCUCAACUCCAAAACAGUUCAGGACUUUCUCAAGAAAGAGGGUAAACCCCUGUUGGCCAAGGGUUUGGAAAAACUCGAUGUCUUACUCCACGAGUUGGACGAUAAGGUACACAAAGCGGACCCCAAAACUAAGAUCGGGAAACUAGCGCUCGAAGGCCUGGAAAAACUGAUCGAAAAGACAGAGGUAGAGCUCGAGGCAGAGAUCAAGAAGAUCGAGGACGAGAUCCACAAGAAACCGCCCACAAUGAGAGCCGGUCUGGACAUCGAUGGGAUUAUCAAAACGGCUGAAAUGCUUAUCUCAAAGGCAAAGGUAUUGGUGGAAGAGCUCAAACAACAGGGUCGGGACGUUGAGGCCAAAGGUCUGGCCCUCUUAGAGGACGCCGCCAUCGAUGCCGUCCAAAAGGUCAAAGAGUAUAAACCAAUCACUGAGUUGGAUAAACUCGUACAACUAGGUCUGGUCAGCUCAUUGAAGUUUGCGGAGAAAGAGCUGGAUGAUUUUAUUCAAAAAUUAGCGCCACCGACAUCGUUGGCGACGGCUAAUGAUAUGGCUGAUGUGAUUAAAACGGGUGAAAUGCUUGUCGAUAAAGCAAAGUUGUUGGUGGAAGAGCUAAAGCAAAAAGGUCGUGACCUCGAGGCCAAAGGACUGGCCCUAUUGGAGGACUUGGCUAUCGAUGCCCUCCAAAAGGUCAAAGAGUAUAAGCCGUUGACAGCGAUUGGGCGCCUAAUUCAAAAUGAUCUGGUUAAUAAACUGAAAUGGGCAGAGACUAAAUUGGAUAACUUUAUUCAGAAUUUAACGCAGUAA
This is a messenger RNA of Medioppia subpectinata, 2331 nucleotides long. The record is from the annotation of a GenBank genome assembly. Lineage: Eukaryota; Metazoa; Arthropoda; Arachnida; Sarcoptiformes; Oppiidae.